UCGAGACAAGAAGCUGUCAAUUGAUUUCGACACGUUCACUCCGUCGGACGUGUCUGGACAGGUUCAUCUUCGGAGUUUUUUGUUCCUUUACCUUUUUUUACUUGUUUCACUUUUCCUCAACCGAUUCUUCUGCAAGUGACUUGUGCUCGUCAACGAAACCAGCGGAAGAAAAUCUGUGAAGGCGAAAAAGUGGCCAGAAAAAUUGCCAAGAAAAACAUUCCUCAUUUUUUUUGUUCGGGUGGGUGAAAUGACAGUGGCUGUGAAGGAAGAAUCCACAAUCUGGGUGGAUAAACAUUAUCCUUUCACAGAUUUGGCGUCCUGAGCAAACACGAGCCAGCGAAAAGUGGCACAUUUUCGGUUGGUGCAGUGACAUCUUUUUUGCUACCCCCUUAGGGGAAAAUGAGUGGCAAUAAGUUAAUUAAAGAAAAACAAUACCAGCUUGAAGAACAAGUGGCGCGUGGGUGUUGCAAUUGUUGGAUAAAUUAAGAUCGGAAACGUACUGAAAAGUUGAAGAUUCGUCAUUGAAAAGAGGAAAAAAAGCAAUUUCAGUGGAGAAAAAUCGAAGUUGGAUUAAUCGUUGGAUUACCAGUGUGGUUUUGUAAAAUCGUUAGCAAAUUUAUUUUGUUUGGAACAGUUUCACAAAAAUAAUCAAGAUGAACGUCCAGCCGACCAAGUACCAGGGCCUGGUGGCCGACUUGAUGCCCAACAUCCGGCUGAUGCAGGGCGUCGGCCACUUUCUGUUCCGCUACGUCACCGGGCCCAUCUUCAUCCGCAAGCUGUACUCGUGGUGGAACCUGACGAUGAUCCUGCUGCAGUUCUUCUCGAUCGCGGCCAACCUGGUGAUGAACACGGGCGACGUCAACGAGCUGACGGCGAACACGAUCACGACGCUGUUCUUUGUGCACUCGGUCACGAAGUUUGUGUUCUUCGCCGUCAACGCCGAGGGCUUCUACCGGACGCUCGGCAUCUGGAACAACCCGAACGCGCACCCGCUGUUUGCCGAGUCGGACGCCCGAUACCACUCGAUUGCCCUCGCCAAGAUGCGGAAGCUGCUCGUCAUGGUCAUGACGACGACGGUGCUGUCGGUUGUCGCCUGGAUCACGAUCACGUUCUUCGGCGACAGCGUCAAGGGCGUCCUGGACAAGGAAACGAACGAAACGUACAUCGUGGAAAUUCCGAGGCUGCCCAUCAAGGCCUGGUACCCGUGGGAUGCGAUGAGCGGCGCCGGAUACGUUUUCUCCUUCAUCUACCAGGCGUAUUUCCUGCUGUUCUCGAUGUGCCAAGCCAACCUGGCCGACGUCCUGUUCUGCUCCUGGCUGCUCUUCGCCUGCGAACAGCUCCAGCACCUGAAGGGAAUUAUGCGUCCCCUGAUGGAGCUUUCCGCCUCGCUGGACACCUACCGACCCAACUCGGCCGCCCUGUUCCGUGCCAUUUCCGCCGGGUCCAAAUCGGAGCUGAUUCUGAACGAAGAAAAGGACCCCGACUCGAAGGACUUUGACCUGAGCGGCAUCUACAGCUCGAAGGCCGACUGGGGUGCUCAGUUCCGGGCCCCGUCCACGCUGCAAACGUUCGAGAACGGGAUGAACGGAGAAAAAGGGAAUCCGAACGGGCUCACCCGCAAGCAGGAAAUGAUGGUGCGCAGCGCCAUUAAGUACUGGGUUGAGAGGCACAAGCACGUGGUCAGGCUGGUCUCGGCCAUCGGCGACACGUACGGUGCGGCCCUGCUGCUGCACAUGCUGACCUCGACCAUCAAGCUGACGCUGCUGGCCUACCAGGCGACCAAGAUCGACGGACUCAACGUGUACGGGCUGACCGUCAUCGGGUAUCUGGUCUAUGCCCUGGCCCAGAUCUUUCUGUUCUGCAUCUUCGGCAACCGGCUGAUUGAGGAGAGCUCCUCGGUGAUGGAGGCGGCCUACUCGUGCCACUGGUACGACGGUUCCGAGGAGGCCAAAACCUUCGUCCAGAUCGUGUGCCAGCAGUGCCAGAAGGCGAUGACCAUUUCGGGGGCCAAAUUUUUCACCGUCUCGCUGGAUUUGUUCGCAUCGGUCCUGGGAGCAGUCGUGACCUACUUCAUGGUGUUGGUGCAGCUGAAGUAGAGCGCUGAAGCAGAUUUGCGAGAUAUUUUGUACUUGUUUACUAACUUUGAUACAUAUCAACUGAAACGGCAAUACAUGACAAUUUACUGUAGAUUUUAAAACAAAAGGAAUCAUCCGUAAGUUAGAGUAGGCUGUAGUGAUGUUAGUUUGGAGCAAUAUAGAUGUUGUUGAAUAUUUUUUCAAACGUUUACAUAGAUCAAAUUUAGUCAAAACUGGCAAUACAAUGUUCUUAAAGUGGUUCAUAAAA
This is a messenger RNA of Culex quinquefasciatus (southern house mosquito), 2343 nucleotides long. It is a transcript of the gene Orco, whose product is annotated as odorant receptor coreceptor. Gene Ontology annotation, biological process: detection of chemical stimulus involved in sensory perception of smell; sensory perception of smell. The transcript has 9 exons. Gene Ontology annotation, molecular function: odorant binding; olfactory receptor activity. Gene Ontology annotation, cellular component: plasma membrane. Lineage: Eukaryota; Metazoa; Arthropoda; Insecta; Diptera; Culicidae. The coding region runs from base 654 to 2096 and encodes 480 amino acids. The record is from RefSeq and is a predicted model, not a curated record.